GUUUAUUUCCAGGGAGUCCACCUACAACCUGUGCCUUUAAGUGAAUUAAAAAGACAAUUACAGCAUACAAAAAAUUACUAUGACUUUUUACGAAUAUUCCUGAAUAAGAAAGAUUUAUCGAAUGAAUUGAUAGACGAAAUAGUGAACGCCAGGACUAUACAGAAAUUCUUAGGAGCGGAGAAGAAGAGUAGAGAUUACAGCGAGGACUAUGAUGAUGAGGAAUGGGUUGUGGAUGAAGAGGACAUGCACAUGGAUGAAGAGCAGGAUCGCCUGGAUGAAGAACUUUCGGACGCGAUGUAUCAUAUUGACGAAAUGGCCAACAGUCCUCUUGGUGAGUGUAAGACGCCGCAGCCAGAGAUUGUCAACGUCAUAGACGAAGAAAACCGACACCGUGUCUACUUCCCACAAUGCACUGUCGUACACCGCUGCAAGAACGUAUCCGGGUGUUGUGGCGCGACGAACAGGGAAUGUGGGCCUAUCACCAUAGAAGUCAUCGAAAAAUCCUUCAUUGUCGUGCAGCUAAUUGGAGACAAUACCCUUCCAGACAAAAAUAUGGUCGAGAAAAAGAGAUUUAUCAACCAUACAGAAUGCGCCUGUAAGGAAAAACAAGGUCUACCCAAUUGUGACAGAUACAAGUGUCCAUUUCCUUUCAUGAUGAUGCGCAAAGGGGUUCAGUGCGCAUGUGACUGUGAACAGUCAGCUGAUGAAAACAACUACGUAUGUCAGAGUGUCAAAGAUGGUUUCAUACCGCUACAAGAAAGAGACUUAGCGUAAGCAUC
Haliotis rubra (blacklip abalone) is the source of this 779-nucleotide messenger RNA. RefSeq lists its product as uncharacterized. Gene Ontology annotation, molecular function: growth factor activity. Lineage: Eukaryota; Metazoa; Mollusca; Gastropoda; Lepetellida; Haliotidae. The coding region runs from base 244 to 774 and encodes 176 amino acids. Gene Ontology annotation, cellular component: membrane. Gene Ontology annotation, biological process: hemocyte migration. The transcript is spliced from 4 exons. The record is from RefSeq and is a predicted model, not a curated record.